AUGAAGUCAGAAGAUCCAGCUGUAGUUGUAAAGGCUACCCAGAGGGCUGACCUCUUUCUUCAUAACACAGAAGGAAAUGUUACAUUUGAUUCUGAUGGUCUUAGAGUCAAGAUAAACAAAACCAUUAUAAAUAAGAAAGCCUCUGAAAGUAAUCCAUUGCAAAGUGAAGAUAUUUCACCUGAAGCAUUCAUGGCUUAUGUAGAGAAAGAUGCAAGCACAAGAGCAGCUGACAGAAGAGAACGGAAGGCAAUUGCUGAUGGCUAUAAGAAAAAAGCCAAUGAAGCCUUCAGGGCUAAAGAUUAUGAAAAGGCACUGGACCUCUACAAUAAGGCAAUUGAACAAGUCAAGGACUGCUGCUUACUUUAUACAAACCGAGCUCUGACAUGCCUCAACUUACAUCUUUACUCUCGUGUUAUUUCUGACUGUGAGUUGGCACACAGAUUAAAUAAAAACAAUUUAAAAGCUUGGCUGUAUAAAGCUCAAGCUUAUCAUGAAAUGGGAGAAGAAAGUAAAGCUACUGAUUGCCUUAAAGAAGCAGAGUCACGGAAUCCUGGCAGCAAAGCACAGAUACAAGAAUAUAUGUCUUUUGAAGCCACAGCAACAAAAUGAGCAAACAUUAAAUUAUUAACCAAUAAAUUAAAUAUGACCUAUUCAUCUUCUCAAAGCUAAAUGCACUGCUAUCUAAC
Messenger RNA from Zootermopsis nevadensis, 686 nucleotides. Its product is annotated as tetratricopeptide repeat protein 12. Gene Ontology annotation, cellular component: cytoplasm; centrosome. Gene Ontology annotation, molecular function: protein binding. Gene Ontology annotation, biological process: axonemal dynein complex assembly; sperm axoneme assembly. The record is from RefSeq and is a predicted model, not a curated record. Lineage: Eukaryota; Metazoa; Arthropoda; Insecta; Blattodea; Termopsidae.